AUGCGCGUGGUCGAGGUAGGUGGGAUUGGCGUCAAGGAUGUGAUGGAGCUAGAUGAGCUAGAUGAGCUAGACGAGCUAGAUGAGCUGAUUGUCGAUGAGGAUGUCAGGCUAGCUGAGGAGCUAGAAGAGGAUGUUGUUGAGGUUGUAGAUGAGGUUGUAGAUGAGGUUGUAGAUGAGGUUGUAGAUGAGGUUGUAGAUGAGGUUGUAGAGGCUGGGGUGGAUGUUGGAGUGGAUGGGGAUGAGGAGGUCGUCGACAUCGAGGAAGAAGAGCUAGAAGUUGGUGUUCCAGUAGAUGUAGAGCUCACGGAGGAUGAGAUAGAGGAGCUCGAGACUGAAGAUGCCGAGGUGCUAGCUGUUGAUGACGUAGAAGAGCUAGACGUUGGUGCGACAGACGAACUUCCAGACGAAGAGGCCGAUGAGCUGAUGCUAGAGGACACAGUCGACGAUGCCCCUGAAGGAAUUGAGGAAGAGCUGAUUGCUGGCGCAGAGGAACGGGUAAAUGGUAUAGAAGCACUUGAGGUAGACAGCCCGGAAGAGCUUGAGGGUGUCGGCUGGGGGGAUGAGCUGAUAGAUGCAGAAGAGGUAGUACUCCGGGGCCCGGGAGAUGUACUGCUGGAUACUGUUCCUGGUGGUGUUGGAGAUGAGCUGCUAGGGUUGGUUGAUGUUGACGAGGUCGACUGGCUAUUCCCAGAAGACGUGCUGAGAGGCCGCAAUAUGGAGCUUGUUGAUAGACUGGAGGCUACAGUGGACGAACUCAACGCCGAUGUUCCUGAGGGUGUACCAGCGCCUGAUGUGGAAGAGCUAGUCGUCGACAACGUAGAAGAACGAACUGUGACACUUCCAAUGCUACUUGAUAGCGAGCUAGCUGUGGAUCCCGACCGACUGGUGCUUCCACCAGUGCUAGAGCUAAAAGGUGUAAUUGACGAGCCGGGCGUGACAGACCCACUUGUCCGGCUUGUGGGUGUGGCGGAGGAGAUUGCAGAAGGCGGGGGACCGGCAGAACUCGAAGUUGCAACAGAUGGACUGCUUGAUGCGGCGCUAUUUGUAGAUGACGAUCGGGUAGAUACCAGAGUGGCCGUACUGCUGACGCUAAACUGA
Molecule: messenger RNA, 1098 nt
Organism: Colletotrichum aenigma
Lineage: Eukaryota; Fungi; Ascomycota; Sordariomycetes; Glomerellales; Glomerellaceae
Exons: 2
Coding region: 1-1098 (365 amino acids)
Source: RefSeq, a predicted model, not a curated record